Messenger RNA from Paralichthys olivaceus (Japanese flounder), 1375 nucleotides. It is a transcript of the gene urod, whose product is annotated as uroporphyrinogen decarboxylase. Gene Ontology annotation, biological process: heme biosynthetic process. Gene Ontology annotation, molecular function: uroporphyrinogen decarboxylase activity. Gene Ontology annotation, cellular component: cytosol. The record is from RefSeq and is a predicted model, not a curated record. Lineage: Eukaryota; Metazoa; Chordata; Actinopteri; Pleuronectiformes; Paralichthyidae.
CCCGGGUCGAUCACGUGGUCUUCCAAGAUGGCCGCGCCCUGGAGCAGCGCUGCGGCCGCUUGACGAGUUGUGUAAGCGGCGCGCUGACAGUUGAGGAGCCGCAGGUCGUGAGUCGCAUCCACAGAGAGACAGAGGAGCGUGUGAACGGGUCCGACUCAUCCCCAGACCCGCAGACAUGAGCAAGGACGAGAUCAUUCUUCCAAAGGACUUUCCUCAGCUCCUGAAUGAUACAUUCCUGCGAGCAGCGCGAGGAGAAGAAACUGGACAUGUCCCAGUCUGGUGUAUGAGACAGGCUGGUAGAUAUCUACCAGAGUUCCGUGAGUUCAGAGCAGGGAAGGAUUUCUUUGAGACAUGUCGGUCACCAGAGUCCUGCUGUGAGCUCACUCUGCAGCCUCUGAGACGUUUUCCCUUCGAUGCUGCCAUCAUCUUCUCUGACAUCCUGGUCGUCCCACAGGCUUUGGGUAUGGACGUCCAAAUGGUGCCAGGUAAAGGUCCGACAUUCCCGGAGCCCCUGAAGGAGCCAGAGGACCUGCAGAGGCUGCGGGUCAAAGUGGACGUGGGCAAGGAGCUGGGCUACGUCUUCAAAGCCAUCACACUGACCAGACACAAGAUUGAGGGCAAAGUGCCGCUCAUAGGAUUCACUGGAGCUCCGUGGACGCUGAUGUCCUACAUGAUAGAAGGCGGUGGCUCUAACACUCACUCUAAGGCGAAGCGUUGGCUCUACAGACACCCUGAGUCCAGCCACAUGCUGCUGAAGAUGCUGACCGACGUGAUAGUGGAGUAUCUGCUGGGGCAGGUGGCAGCAGGAGCUCAGGCCCUUCAGGUGUUCGAGUCCCACGCUGGAAUCCUGGGACCCGUCGAGUUUAAAGAGUUCUCUCUGCCUUACCUCCGAGACAUCGCCCGCCGUGUCAAAGAUAGACUGAAGGAGUCAGGGCAGGAUGUUCCCAUGAUUGUGUUUGCAAAGGAUGCUCACUACGGGUUGGAGGAUCUCUCUCAGUCUCAUUACGAGGUUGUCGGGCUGGACUGGACCAUUGACCCACGCUCAGCACGGGAGCGCACAGGAGGGAAGGUCAGCUUGCAGGGAAACAUGGACCCUUGUGCUCUCUACGCUCCAAAGGAGCACAUCUCCGACAUCGUGAAGAAGAUGUUGGAGGGUUUCGGCACACGGGGCUACAUUGCCAACCUGGGCCACGGCCUUUACCCCGACAUGGACCCAGAGAAUGUGGGCGCUUUUGUCGAAGCUGUUCACCUACACUCUAAACAGAUGAGCAAACAGAUAUAAAGAGAGAUGUGUGCUCGACAGGAAGUCCUGAUGAUUGUGAUGGGAAAAUAAAUGUACAAAAAUGUGAUGUUUUAAUAAAAAGUAUGAAAAGUA